AUGCGGUUCAUUCUAUCAAGAUUGGAUGUUAUUAGCCAAACAAAGAGAGUUUUCGGGGUGAGACUCAGGAAUAUCCUGAGUUUAUCACCGGAAAAGCUUAGAAUAGCACUUUUUGGAUCCGAUGAGUUUAGUGUUCAUUCUCUUGAAAAACUAUUAAAGUUUCAAAAAGAACACCCACUGAAGAUUGAGUCGAUACAUGUUAUAACUCGAAGCAUCAAAUCCAGAGGAAGGAAAAGCAAAAUAAUCCAAGACUUACCAAUAGCAACUUACCUUUUGAGAAACAACCCUUCGAUAGAAAUAAUAAGAGCGGACUCAGCGCAGGAAAUUUCCAACAUCAAUGACAGAUUUGUGUUUGAUUUGAGUAUUGCAGUAGCCUACGGUAUCUUGAUACCUCAAAAAUUCAUUGAGAACUGUAAAUAUGGUGGAAUUAACGUACAUCCCUCUUUGCUUCCUAGGCAUUCGGGUUCUUCACCACUUCAAUAUGCAUUGAUGAAAAAUGACUCUUACACGGGAUGUACAGUUCAAACAUUACACCCAACAAAAUUUGACAAAGGAGAUAUUUUAAUCCAAUCUGAAGAGAUUCCGAUAGAACACGAGGAUAACUUUGAUUCUUUGCAAUACAAAUUGGGACGAAUAGGCGCCAAUUUGCUUAUCAAGGUAAUAUCUGAGGAUAUGUAUCUUUCUCCUAAGGAACGGGUUCCUCAGAAAAAGUAUGAGUUUUCUUUAGCUGCUAAAAUCCCUGCAGGAAGAGCUGAAAUCUUGUGGUCGAAGUAUACAACUCUGCAUAUUAUAUCUUUAACUAAAGCAUUAGGUACAUUAUUUUCCUAUAAACAGGUUUGUAUCAAACGGAAGAAAGCUGAUGUUAACGAACUCCAAAAGGUCAAUUUUCGUGAGAUUUCACAAGUCGAUAUAAAAGAUUUAAGUCUGGAGACAGUGAAAUCAUUGAAAGGUGAAGGCGACUUCACUAUUGAACACCACCCAAAUCCAAGAAUAAUUGUUAAAACUAUCGAUGGUUUUAUAGCAAUACAGAAACUUACAUUCCAAUGUUACAAUGAAGAGCUGCCAGAAAAGUUUUCCAGUGCUUUAACGAAGAGGGCUGGUUCAACUUCUAAUACAUUUUUGCAAAAAAUGUGA
This is a messenger RNA of Suhomyces tanzawaensis NRRL Y-17324, 1134 nucleotides long. It is a transcript of the gene FMT1, whose product is annotated as methionyl-tRNA formyltransferase. Bases 1 to 1134 code for a protein of 377 amino acids. NCBI's taxonomy places the organism in Eukaryota, Fungi, Ascomycota, Pichiomycetes, Serinales, Debaryomycetaceae. The transcript has a single exon. The record is from RefSeq and is a predicted model, not a curated record. Gene Ontology annotation, biological process: conversion of methionyl-tRNA to N-formyl-methionyl-tRNA; biosynthetic process. Gene Ontology annotation, molecular function: methionyl-tRNA formyltransferase activity. Gene Ontology annotation, cellular component: mitochondrion.